Prunus avium (sweet cherry) is the source of this 336-nucleotide messenger RNA. The record is from RefSeq and is a predicted model, not a curated record. Lineage: Eukaryota; Viridiplantae; Streptophyta; Magnoliopsida; Rosales; Rosaceae.
UAAGGACCUAAGUAGUUUUUUCAACAUCAAUUUGCAGUCUAGCACUAAGUACACUCCAUCCUCCUAUCCUAUUAUUUACGUUUACUUCUUUUUGUGAAAAUGUCUAGCAAUCAUGGUAAGGUAGAGACUGAUGUUGAAAUCAAGGCUCCCGCUACCAAGUUCCAUGAAGUGUUAGCACACAGACCACACCACAUAUCCAAUGUCAGCCCUAACAACAUUCAGGGUUGUGAUUUACAUGAAGGUGAAUGGGGCACCGUCGGCUCUGUGGUCUACUGGAAUUAUUUCCAUGAUGGGAAAGCUAAAGUUUCCAAGCAGUUGAUUGAAGCGCUCCGUUGA